Molecule: messenger RNA, 4662 nt
Organism: Merops nubicus (carmine bee-eater)
Lineage: Eukaryota; Metazoa; Chordata; Aves; Coraciiformes; Meropidae
Gene: KDM3A
Product: lysine (K)-specific demethylase 3A
Exons: 25
Coding region: 23-4000 (1325 amino acids)
Biological process (GO): regulation of transcription by RNA polymerase II
Cellular component (GO): histone deacetylase complex; chromatin
Molecular function (GO): transcription coregulator activity; histone H3K9 demethylase activity; chromatin DNA binding
Source: RefSeq, a predicted model, not a curated record
GGAGGCCUCCCGAUGAGUUAAAAUGGUGCUGAGGCUCGAGGGGAGCUGGUCGCUGCUCGUAGGGAAGAGGUUCCUCAGCCUGUCGGAGGAAGACGGCGGGCCCUGGGACACCAGCCGCAUCUUGGAAUGGCCCUGGAAGUCGGGCAGGAUCCGAGCGGUUUCGCACACGGACAUAUCCAAACAAGACCUGAAGAUUUGUGUAGAAUUUGAUGAUGAGUCAUGGGAAAAGAGAAGAUGGAUAGAAGUCUACAGCCAGAAAAUGCAAGUGUUCCUGGUGGAGCAGAAGCUGGUGCUGGCUGAAAGAAAGUCUCCAGCCAGUUCUAUGUCUCCUGUCCAGUGGCCUGCAAUGAUUUACAAGUCCUUAGUGGACAAAGCUGGUUUGGGAUCAAUGGUUUCAGUACGCUACCUUGGUGAAGAGAGAUGUGUUUUUCUUUCUAAAGACCUUCUGACUCCCAUUCAGGAUGUGGACAGUUCCAGGCUUCCUCUUAAGGAUGAUCAAAAUGUCAAUGAAGAAAUUCAGGCUUUGGUUAAGAAGCACGUAGACGAAACACGCUUGGUACAAGGUGGAAAAAACAUAAUUGGUUCAAAAAUUAGAAUUUAUAGCCUGGAUCCAUCCACUCAGUGGUUCACAGCAGUUGUUGUCAAUGGCAAUCCAGCUACAAGGACUCUAGAGGUCAACUGUCAGGAGAUUCCAGCUUUAAAAACUCUUGAUCCAGAGUUAAUUCACGUUGAAAUCAUAUAUGACAACAAUGGAAACUGUGAUAAGUCUAAAAGAAUUGGGGGUGUGAAAAGGAAGUCAUCUGAGACUAGUGGAAGUGUUGAUGCUAAACGCACAAAAUCUCCUCCUGAGGUUUCUCCCAGUCAGGGGCAGGUGCAGUCAGUACCAACUGUGCUGGGUGAAGCAUUGCUGGGAUGUACUCCUGCUAAUAAAGACCAAAGGCAUCAAGGCCUGCCCCUGCCAGCUAACUCACCACCCAAUCUUGGUGCAGAAACUCCUCAGGGCACCUGCAGACGAAGCUUACCAGAAACUCAUCCUUCUUGUCUUAAUGCUGGAAUUAAACCCUCAAAGGAAAAUCAGACGACCUUUCCCAAAGUGGGGUUUAUAUCUAAAGAACAAACACAAAAUCUUAAUGAUCAAAACGGGAACUAUACCUCUAUGACAACCUCAAGAUCUUCAACUGAUUCAGCUAAUGAGAAAGGAACCAACCAGAAAAAUACAAAUGAACCUCUUAAGAAGCCCUCAACAAACUUUCCAAAAGAAUGCAUUUCUGUAAAACAGUUGCAACAUCUUAACUCUUCCCCAGCAAUACCCAGAGUCAGCAGCACUGUUGAGCUGCAGCGGACUUUAGACUGUAGACCCUCAACCUCAGAUGCUCAUCUUCUCCCUUUUACCCAGCCUGGAGUUAAACCACAAAGCAAUUGCAAAAGUCAGGGCAGCCACAGAGGAAACAAGACUGAUGAACUUACAGACAUGGAAUUUUUUAUUAGAAGAAAUUCCAAUGAGAUUCUUCAUGACAGAGCUGAAAAUGAAAGUUUUUGGACUGGAAGUGUCAAGGUCCAGGAUAAUAUCAUCGUUCGGAAGUCGAUUUUGGCAGACCCUGCUAAGGUGAAGAGGCUGCAGCAGAGCGGGGAGGCGUUCGUGCAGGACGGCUCCUGCAACAACAUCGCCCCCCACCUGCACAAGUGCCGCGAGUGCCGCCUGGACAGCUACCGCAAGAACAAGGAGCAGAAGGACUCCACCGUCUUCUGCCGCUUCUUCCACUUCAGAAGGUUGCAGUUCAACAAGCAUGGAAUACUGCGCGAGGAAGGUUUCCUAACUCCAAAUAACUAUGACCCUGAAGCCAUUAGCUUGUGGCUGCCUUUAUCAAAAAAUGUUGUGGGUCUAGACCUCGACACAGCGAAGUAUAUCCUUGCCAACAUUGGAGACCACUUUUGUCAGCUAGUUAUAUCUGAAAAGGAAGUUAUGUCUACAAUUGAACCACACAGGCAGGUGGCCUGGAAGCGCGCGGUGCGUGGCGUUCGGGAGAUGUGUGACGUCUGUGACACCACCAUCUUCAACCUCCACUGGGUCUGCUCCAAGUGCGGCUUCGGCGUCUGCGUGGAUUGCUACAGGAUGAGGAAGAAAAGCUCACGUGAAGAUGAUGACUCGGACACUUUCUCCUGGUUUAAAUGUGUGAAGGGGCAGGCACAUGAGCCAGAGAACCUCAUGCCUACACAAAUAAUUCCUGGAAAAGCUCUCUAUGAUGUUGGUGAUAUUGUUCACUCCGUAAGAACAAAAUGGGGAAUAAAGGCAAAUUGUCCUUGUGCAAAUAAGCAGUUCAAGGCACUAUCAAAGCCAACUCUAAAGGAGGAUUCAAAACAGAACUUGGUACCUGGAGAGAGGUCCAGCCUUCAGCAAAACUGUUUUGUCCUCAGCCCACAAGUCACUGCACACGACCCUCCUCUAAAGUCAGCAGCUGGAAGCAAACCAACUGCUUCAGUAAACACUUCUCCUUCGUUAAGCUGGUUAUCAAAUGUAACAAGUGGAAAUGUGAACAAAGAAAACAAAGAGAAACUCCCUGUACCUAUUUCAAAGAAUGAAAAUAAACCUCUUCAGACACUCCCCAGUUUGGCCAAGCCUUCUGCAGCCCUGCAGACCUUCAACAGUGCAAUACUGACACCUGUGAGCAACAACAACACGGGCUUCUUGCGGAACCUGUUGAACUCUUCUGCAGGAAAGACAGACAAUGGACUCAAGAGUACACCCAAAAUCCUGGAUGACAUUUUUGCUUCCCUGGUGCAGAACAGAACCAUUAGUGACCUGCCAAAGAAGCCUCAGGGGCUGACCAUAAAGCCGACGAUAAUGGGCUUCGACACGCCGCACUACUGGCUGUGUGACAACCGCCUCCUCUGCCUGCAGGACCCCAACAACGAAAGCAACUGGAACGUCUUCAGGGAGUGCUGGAAGCAGGGACAGCCUGUAAUGGUGUCGGGAGUGCAUCACAAAUUAAAUGCAGACCUCUGGAAACCAGAGUCCUUUAGGAAGGAAUUUGGCCAACAAGAAGUAGAUCUGGUUAACUGCAGGACCAAUGAAAUCAUCACUGGAGCUACUGUAGGGGAUUUCUGGGAUGGCUUUGAGGAUAUUUCAAGUCGCCUGAGAACAGAAGAAGGAGAGCCAAUGGUGUUGAAGCUUAAAGACUGGCCUCCAGGAGAAGACUUCAGAGACAUGAUGCCUUCACGGUUUGAUGAUUUGAUGAAGAACAUUCCCUUGCCAGAGUACACGAGGAGAGGUGGGAAGCUGAACCUUGCCUCUCGGCUCCCCAACUACUUUGUGCGGCCAGACUUGGGCCCCAAGAUGUACAACGCCUACGGCUUAAUAACACCCGAGGAUAGAAAAUACGGCACGACAAACCUCCAUUUGGAUGUGUCUGACGCAGCUAAUGUGAUGGUUUAUGUGGGUAUCCCCAAAGGCCAGGCUGAUCAAGAAGAAGAAGUGCUUAAAACCAUACAAGAUGGUGAUUCUGAUGAGUUGACAAUUAAGCGUUUCACUGAAAGUAGAGAAAAACCUGGAGCUCUGUGGCACAUUUAUGCUGCUAAAGAUACAGAGAAGAUCCGGGAAUUCCUUAAAAAGGUUGCGGAGGAGCAAGGGCAGGAGAACCCUGUGGAUCACGAUCCCAUCCACGACCAGAGCUGGUACCUGGACCGAUCCCUGCGGAAGCGCCUGCACCAGGAGUACGGAGUUCAAGGCUGGGCCAUUGUACAGUUUCUAGGAGAUGUAGUUUUCAUUCCAGCAGGAGCUCCACACCAGGUUCAUAAUUUGUACAGUUGUAUUAAAGUUGCAGAAGACUUUGUAUCCCCAGAGCAUGUCAAACAUUGCUUCUGGCUCACUCAGGAAUUUAGGUAUCUGUCACAUACGCAUACGAACCAUGAAGAUAAACUGCAGGUGAAGAAUGUCAUCUACCACGCUGUUAAAGACGCGGUUGGGAUCCUGAGGGCGAACGAAUCCAGCCUUAGACCGUGAAGCAGAAAGCCUUAACCACACACUAGGAAACAGAAGCGCUGGCAGCUCUUUUAACUCCUCAGUCAGGACCUCUGUGGACUUUGAGAUUAUAUGAAUGUUACCUCAUCUUCCUUUCGGCAGUACCAGAGGCUCGUGGUACUAUGUUCUGUGUAUUCUUCCAAUGUUUACAAACCUGAUAUGUAUAUGUAGGAAUAUGUAUGGACUGUGGCAUACUGUGAAUGCUCAGUUGCAAUAGAACUUUAUAUGGAGUCGCUCUCCAGACUGUACAAAAUACCUCCUAUAGGACUGUCGGGAACUAUUCCAAAUUACUCGUUUGAAAAAUACUAUUCAAGACAUUGUAAAGCUCCGAUUUUUAAACUUUAUCUUUGGGUGGGAGGAAGUACAGAGACACCCAAUUUAAUAACCUAUUUACAGACAAACAAGAAUGCAGUUCUGGAAUUUCACAUUAACAUAGAACUAGCAUUUAAAAGUAGCUUUAAGCUAUUGUAUAGGAACAUAGAGAUGGGGGUUAACCAUCUUUAGGUAAAUGUAUUUAAAUUUCUAAAUGUUAAAAGAAACUUUUAAUCAAAUGUCUUCUGUUUGAAACUGUUCUUUAAUUUGAACCGAUGUUUGAUUCUCUGGUUUUUAACACUGAACGGUCUACAUAAAAUUCUUCUAUUUCA